Molecule: messenger RNA, 1129 nt
Organism: Antrostomus carolinensis (chuck-will's-widow)
Lineage: Eukaryota; Metazoa; Chordata; Aves; Caprimulgiformes; Caprimulgidae
Product: collagen alpha-1(XIX) chain-like
Exons: 8
Biological process (GO): extracellular matrix organization
Molecular function (GO): extracellular matrix structural constituent conferring tensile strength
Source: RefSeq, a predicted model, not a curated record
GGAAAGCCAGGAUCUCCUGGGUCCCCAGGGAUGCCAGGGGAACCUGGUGAAAGAGGACCUAUAGGAGAUAUAGGCUUCCCUGGCCCAGAAGGGCCACAAGGAAAACCAGGAAUCAAUGGAAAAGAUGGAUUGCCAGGUCCUCCGGGAGAUCAGGGUAUUCCAGGGGACAAAGGUCCACAAGGUGAACGGGGGAAACCUGGCCCAUCAGGAGAAAAGGGGGAUGUAGGUCCUAUUGGGCCACCAGGAGACAGAGGCUACCCAGGAUCACCAGGUCAUCAAGGUCCCCCAGGUGCACCAGGACCCCCAGGGUUUCCGGCUGAUACAGUUGCACUUGAAGAAAUAAAAAUAUAUAUCAAACAAGAGGUUCUUAAGGUUUUUGAAGAAAGGAUGGCUCAGUUUGUAUCCCAGCUGAAGCUGCCUGCUGCAAUGCUUGCUUCCCAAGCUCAUGGAAAACCAGGGCCCCCAGGAAAAGAUGGGUUACCAGGGCCACCAGGAAAGGACGGUUUGCCAGGGCCACCAGGAGAACGUGGAAUUCAAGGUUAUAGAGGACAGAAAGGGGAAAGAGGCGAGCCUGGGAUUGGACUGCCUGGUGACCCUGGACCACCCGGCCUUUCAGCUACUGGCCUGCCUGGCCCGCCGGGAGCACCAGGCUCACCUGGACCGCAGGGGCCACCUGGACCCAACGGGAGAUGCAACCCUGCAGAUUGCUAUUACCACAUAUCACAGACUCGGUCACGCACCAGUGGGAAAUAAAAACCCUCUCCCCUAGACACUUGGGUUCACAGUCACUUGUCACUCCUCUCAGUGAGUUAAUUUAACCUUUGAAAUAUUUGGUGCAUUUUUUUUCCCUCGACACUGCAUGGCGUAUAGACAAUUUAUAAGGCACAGGAUUGAGCCUUUCUGUAUGUUAUUUGCAGUGUCAUAAUUAUGAAAUGACAUAUAUUUUCCAGAGUGCAUUCCAUGUGUUAUGUUUCUCAUAUUUAUUUUGCUUAGAGGAGAAAAUAGACCCAAAUAGUUUUCAUAAGCUUCCUUCAAACAAAAAAUAUUUUAUCAUAACUUAAGACAGUAUGUAAGCUGGCUUUAUUUUUCUUGCUGGUGAUGAAGUUUAAAUGGAGAAAAAGCAUUUCUG